This is a messenger RNA of Arabidopsis arenosa, 804 nucleotides long. Lineage: Eukaryota; Viridiplantae; Streptophyta; Magnoliopsida; Brassicales; Brassicaceae. The record is from the annotation of a GenBank genome assembly.
UGAAUUCUCAAUCUUUGUCUUCUUCUUACGUCUUUUUAAAACCUCCUCCUUCCUCCUUGUUAUGUAACCGUUUCGCCGUCACGUUUUCCAAAUUUCUCUCUCUCUGCUCAAAUUUCUCAAUCUAUGAUUUUGUGAUUUUUUACCCCGGCGGUUAUGGAGACGGGAGCGGCGGUGAAAACGACGGUUACGGCGGCGACGAUGGGGAUUGGGACGAGGAAGAGAGAUCUGAAACCGUACAAAGGAAUACGAAUGAGAAAAUGGGGAAAAUGGGUGGCGGAGAUUAGAGAACCGAAUAAGAGGUCAAGGAUCUGGUUAGGCUCUUAUUCUACACCUGAAGCAGCGGCGAGAGCUUACGACACCGCUGUUUUUUACCUCCGUGGUCCUUCUGCUCGGCUUAAUUUCCCGGAGCUUUUGGCUGGACUAACGGUUUCUAACGGCGGAGGAAGAGUUGGUGAUUUAUCGGCGGCGUAUAUAAGAAGAAAAGCGGCGGAGGUUGGUGCUCAGGUUGAUGCGCUUGGAGCGACGGUGGUUGUGAGUUCCGGAGAGAAAAGCGGUAACGGAUCAUUGGAACGGGUUGAUUUGAAUAAAUUACCCGACCCGGAAAAUUCGGAUGAUGAUGAUGAUGACGAGUGGGUGAAGAGGAGAUAGAAGGAAAAAAAAGUAGUUGUAGAAGGAAAACGAGAAUGUUUGUCUUUACGAUGCGCGGUCUUCGCUAAUAUGCGCUUUUCGUUUUAAGUGUUUAACAUGCGCCCUCCAUUGUUUUGGGUUUUGUUUCUUCCUCGAUAAUCAAAGAUUUUAAAACUC